AUGGCUGACCCAGCUAUCUUUCGACGCCGUUCCUCGGUGCACCAGCAUCGGCGUCUAUCGACUCCCCUGCACAAGCAUCAAUGGGACGCGCCUCCAACUUCUACCAUCUAUGCCGGCCUGUCAGUAGACUUAUCCGAGGAUGGGAGCGCCACAGUCGCUGUCGCGAUCCGCGAUACCACAUAUCUCCUGGACUUCCUGCAGCACAAGGUCCCAGCUGCCGACAAGCAGACGGUAUCCGACCAGAUCACAGACUUUAUCGUAAAGAAGCUGUUCAGUUUCAGCGAGAGGCACUUGGAGAAGGUGGUUGGAUGUGCCAUGCCGAGGCGUCUGUUCGAGGAAUGCCCCUUGCUCUGCUCGCGUCUCUGGGCUGAAAUAGACGUCAUUCCCCUCGUCCUUCCACAGGACCACAGAGAUGGCUGGGAACAUUUCCUGUCUCACUCAGGCGGCAAGGACGGUUGGGUUACGCGGACCUUGGACGAACAAGCGGAGUCGAUGGGCCGCAAAUGCGUCAGAGUUUUCGGCCCGGAGAAUCAGCCACUGCUGCAAGUCGGUUUUGCAGGCUUGGUGGAGGUGGACACUGCAUUCCACGUCAAACUGGCGAACCUGGACGAUUUCAAAAAGACCGUCGAGGCCAACACAUGGGCUGCGGUCCAGCAUUACGCCAAGGACUUGAAAGACAGGAAGGUCAAGAUUGCUUUCUUCAGCGCCACCCCCCAGGGCGGCGGUGUGGCACUGAUGAGACAUGCCCUGGUCCGCUUCUCCCAUUACCUCGGGACUCGUAUUGACUGGUACGUUCCCAAGCCACGCCCGGGGGUCUUCCGUGUGACCAAAAACAACCACAACAUUCUCCAAGGCGUCGCCGAUCCCGAUCAGCGCCUAAGUAAACGAGAUCACGACAUCGUGACGGACUGGAUUGACGAGAACGCGCAGCGGUACUGGCUGCGCGAAAAUGGGCCUCUUCUUCAUCCGUCCAAGGGCGGUGCCGACGUGAUCAUCAUUGACGAUCCGCAAAUGCCAGCUCUUAUCCCUCUCGCGAAGAAGAUGGCCCCGGAUAGGCCUGUCAUCUUUCGCAGUCACAUCCAGGUUCGAAGUGAUCUGAUUAGUGCCGAGGGAAGCCCCCAAGCGGACGCGUGGAAAUUUCUCUGGAGUCAAAUCCAGCCGGCGGAUGUGUUCCUCGCCCAUCCGGUGCGUGCCUUCGUGCCGCACACCGUGCCGGAUGAGAAGGUGGGUUACAUGCCUGCAUCUACUGACUGGCUCGACGGGUUGAACAAGCACAUGCAUGAUUGGGAUGUGGCCUUCUACGGGCGCAAUUUCAACGCCGUCUGCCGGAACUCGGGCAUGCCCACCAUCAACUUUCCCGAUGACGAGUACAUCGUCCAGAUCGCACGGUUCGAUCCAUCCAAAGGCAUCAGCGACGUUGUGGAUUCGUACGACAAGUUCUACAACAAGUUCGCAGCCAGUCACCCGACUAGGAAGCCACCUAUGCUCCUCAUUUGCGGCCACGGCUCCGUUGACGAUCCGGACGGUGCAAUCGUCUACGACAGCACGGUCGCCCAUAUCGAAACAUUCGUGCCCUACCUCAUGAAACAGAUUUGCGUCGUGCGCCUGGGACCGUCAGAUCAGCUUUUGAAUGCGCUCAUGUCCAAGGCCAAGGUUGCACUGCAGCUGUCCACACGCGAGGGCUUUGAGAUCAAGGUCUCGGAGGCCCUCCACAAGGGGAAGCCGGUGAUCGCUACUCGCGCCGGUGGUAUUCCCUUGCAGGUGACCAACGAGAAGAACGGCUUCCUCGUCGACGUGGGUGAUACCGAAGCCGUGGCGGAGCACUUGUAUGAUCUGUGUACGGAUGACGAGCUGUACCACCGGAUGGCCCGGUAUGCACGCGAGAAUGUCUUUGACGAGGUCAGUACCGUCGGUAAUGCGCUGAACUGGUUCUAUCUGGCGUCGAAGAUGACCAAGUCCGAGGAGGUCAAACCGAAUGGGCGGUGGAUCCAAGACAUGGCGCGGGAGGAAGCAAACCUGGCGUUUACCGCCCAGGAUAGUUUCAUGAAGAGGACGAUUGACCCAGCCAAGGCGGGGUAA
Aspergillus candidus is the source of this 2079-nucleotide messenger RNA. RefSeq names its product putative trehalose synthase (Ccg-9) (gene ccg9). The record is from RefSeq and is a predicted model, not a curated record. Gene Ontology annotation, molecular function: glycosyltransferase activity. The coding region runs from base 1 to 2079 and encodes 692 amino acids. NCBI's taxonomy places the organism in Eukaryota, Fungi, Ascomycota, Eurotiomycetes, Eurotiales, Aspergillaceae. The transcript has 6 exons.